Molecule: messenger RNA, 2569 nt
Organism: Syngnathus typhle (broad-nosed pipefish)
Lineage: Eukaryota; Metazoa; Chordata; Actinopteri; Syngnathiformes; Syngnathidae
Gene: rbm24b
Product: RNA binding motif protein 24b
Exons: 4
Coding region: 337-1053 (238 amino acids)
Cellular component (GO): cytosol
Molecular function (GO): mRNA 3'-UTR binding
Source: RefSeq, a predicted model, not a curated record
ACAAGAGUACAUUUUACGUUCUUUUUUGGGGGGGCACUUUUUCGCACUUCGGUGGGGCACUUGUAGCGGUGGGGUACUUGUAGCGUGAUGCUUGCCUCUUGGGUGGAGUUACUUCGACGUGUCGCAUAUUCUGACAAGUGGGCAACAAACUAACAGGUGUCCUCUUCCUCCUCCUCCUCCUUCUCCUCCUCCUCGCUAGCGACAGGAGGACUUGUCCUAUCUAAGCCACACUCUACACACACUCUUCCUCCACUCAGACGUUUUUCUUAGCUCCUAAGUGCCUUUUUCCAUCUAGUUUAUUUUGUAACUUCUCGAACUCAAUUAACUCCAUAAGAUAUGCAUUCGGCUCAGAAAGACACCACCUUCACUAAGAUCUUCGUGGGAGGUCUCCCUUACCACACCACCGACUCCAGUCUCAGGAAGUACUUCGAGGUCUUCGGGGACAUUGAAGAGGCUGUGGUCAUCACAGACCGACAGACGGGGAAGUCCAGAGGUUAUGGAUUUGUGACCAUGGCAGACCGGGCUUCUGCUGAUCGAGCCUGCAAAGACCCCAACCCCAUUAUAGAUGGCCGAAAGGCCAAUGUGAACCUGGCCUACCUUGGAGCCAAGCCCAGGGUCAUACAGCCAGGCUUUGCAUUUGGCAUGCCUCAGAUCCACCCAGCAUUCAUCCAAAGGCCCUAUGGGAUCCCGGCUCACUAUGUCUAUCCUCAGGCCUUUGUCCAGCCCAGUAUGAUGAUCCCUCACGUCCAACCCUCAAGUGCCACGGCGACAGCUGCCGCCGCCGCAGCCACCUCGCCAUACCUCGACUACACUGGAGCCGCUUAUGCUCAGUAUUCGGCCGCAGCUGCCACCGCUGCCGCUGCAGCUGCCGCCGCCUAUGAGCAGUAUCCGUACGCGGCCUCCCCGGCCCCGACCGGCUACAUGACCACAGCCGGCUACGGCUACACGCUCCAGCAGCCGCUGGCCGCCGCCGCCACCCCGGGGGCUGCGGCCGCCGCCGCCGCCUUCAGCCAGUACCAGCCUCAGCAGCUGCAGACGGAUCGCAUGCAGUGAAAAGAAAAUGACGUGGUUGAGAAGUCAUAAGCCCCGCCCGGGGUUAUGUUACUGUACAUCGAGGGUCAUCCGCACAAGCUUUUAACUUGAAAAAGUGAAGAAAAAUCACAGGACGUGCAAACAAAUGCUGUGUUUUAUUCAAAUUAGAUCAGUAUUUUUUUUUUUCCAUUAUUUAAUAUUUAUACAUCGACAAAAAAAAAAAGAUUAAGUAAAGCAGACUAACUGAACCUCAUGGUUCAUUUUUGUACAUAUAUAUAUUCUGUAAGUGUUUCCUAGCGCAUUCAUGUCUUAUGAUAAAGUGUCUUCCCCAACACUAUAUACCAAAUAUAUAUAUAUAUAUAUAUAUAUAUAUAUAUAUAUAUACCAAAACGUGUAUAGAAAUAUGAGGGAGUCACUCAUGGUGCAUUUUUCAGGAUUUGUAUCAGCUGAAUCUAUGCAGACCAUUUCCCCUUAAGUAUGUACAUUAAAAAAAAAAAAACUUAGGGAUAUUGGGCUUCUGGGUGAAAUUUUAAGAUGAACCACAAAUGUACUACAAUCUAACCGGAGGACCUUAAUUUGACCGACAUUUUUUAAUGCAUGACUUGAAUCAACAAUGCAUGAUUAGCAGUACUUGAUCAUUGUGCAGCUGCAAAUGGGUUCUCAACAGGGUAUUGAUAUAAGUGUUGGUUUUGUUAGCAGCUUGCAAAUGAGUCAGGCUGGAAAACUCGAAAUUGUCAUGCAUCAAGCACCCGUUGUGAAUUUUGCCAUUCAGUUUGUUAGAGCAGCAGGUUGUGCAAAAAGUAUUGAAACGUUGCACUGCGGGACUUCUGCGACAUCUGCUUUUAAAAUAUUUGAAAAAGUCAAAUUGAGUUCACCUCUGAAAUUUGUAGUGCAUUUUUAGGUUUAACUAGAAAUUUCAUUUUAGUAAUCAAGAUGGGAGGGGGCACUUAGUUCCCUCACUCAUGAAUUGCAUAUCAAGCAAGCUCAGCAAAAAAAAAAGUGUUUGAAUGUGAAUUUUAUCAAAAAUUUCUUUCCGAAUGUGCCUUUUAAAUUAUGCUAUUUAUGUAUUUAUUAUGGAAGCUUACAAUAAUAAACUGUAUUUUUGUGUUUGCUUUUUAGUUAGGUCCACUGCAACGUUCAUGAAGAGCAUGCCGUGAAUGUUUAAAGCCUGCAGUUUGUAUAAAGAACAAAAGACGAGUGGAAAAGUAGCAAUAACUUUUGUGGAUUUAAAAUGUUUGUCUUAUAGACUAUUUAAUGUUGCCUUUUUUUUUUUAUAUAUAUCUAUACUUGACCACUUUGAUAGAAAUCUUAUGAACUUGAAACAUCUGAUGUCAUCUUGACACUGAAUGUAAAGUGCAAAGGUAUUUUGCCUUGCAUUUUACAAUGCAUUAAAAAAAGAGCACAUCUGGAAAUUUGUUGUAUGUGAAAUAAAGGGAUACCAACAAAAUGUUAAUUAUUCUGUUCUAUUUUUUCUAAUAGGCUCUGACUUCAUGUAAUAUUUUGUAUGAAGAAAAAUAAAAGUGCUCUCAAGACAGUG